AUGAAGCUCUUUGCAGCCAUUCUCCUUUCCAUGGCCUCGGUCGCGUCGGCCUUCCCCGCCUUUGAGAAGCUCACGGUUGAGCAGCUCGAUCGGGCUAGGCAGAUGCUUGACGAGCGGCAGGUGCUUCCCAAUCCCAUUGCACCCAUCCUCGGUGGCAACAUGACCGUCACCGUCGGCAAAAAGGUCAUUCCUGAUGCCGCCCACCCAUUCAAGGCGCCCAGCGCCACGGCACAGCGAGGCCCAUGCCCUGGUCUCAACCUGAUGGCCAACUACGGCUACCUCGACCGUGAGGGCAUCACCAACUUCGAAGAGCUCGUCUACGGCCAGCAGGAGGUCAUGGGCUGGGGCUUGGACCUGUCCACUUUCCUGGCGGCCCUCGCCGUCGCCGUCGACGGCAACCCGGUGAACCAAAAGGUUUCUAUCGGAGGCCCCGACGAGCGUGUGGGCACUAUCCCCCUCCUUGGUGACGGCACGCUGCCCGGUGGCAUCCUCAAGCACAACACCUACGAGAUCGACUCGUCGCUCACGCGAGACGACGUCGCCAUUGGAAACAACAAGGUCCUCAACACCACUCUCUGGCAAGACAUUUGGGACGUGGCCGACGAGAUGAACGGUGGCCAACUCAACGGCAAGGUCAUGUCGGUCGUGCGCGAGAAGCGGUAUGAAGCUUCGGUGCGUGACAACCCGCAAUUUGCAUUUGCGCCCAUCGGCGUCCUCUUCUUCUUCGCCGACCAGUUCCUCUACAACACCAUGCCAACUGCACUGGACAACGGCGAGCCUGGUCCGGCGACACGCGAGACAAUCUCGCCCUUCUACGGUGCCAAGCGUACGGGCGAGCGAACGUGGGAGUACGUGCCCGAGCACCUGCCCGAGGGCUGGGUGCGCCGCGCAAGGCCCCUCUCGAUCCCAGAGGCCGUCCUCGCUGGCAUCGACACGGUCACGGCGGCAGCGAGCAAGGGACAAUUGCCCGUUGGCAUUACCAAGGAGGACCUGACGAGCCCCCAGGGUGUUGUGUGCGCUGUCAAGUCCAUCGCCAUCGGACAGGUGCCCGCGGCAGUGGUGGGCCUCCAGGGCAUGGAGAUGCUUCUGUCUUCCAUCAACUCCAUUGGUGCCCCCUGCUGA
This is a messenger RNA of Acaromyces ingoldii, 1122 nucleotides long. Its product is annotated as Cloroperoxidase. The coding region runs from base 1 to 1122 and encodes 373 amino acids. The record is from RefSeq and is a predicted model, not a curated record. Gene Ontology annotation, molecular function: peroxidase activity. NCBI's taxonomy places the organism in Eukaryota, Fungi, Basidiomycota, Exobasidiomycetes, Exobasidiales, Cryptobasidiaceae. The transcript has 2 exons.